Messenger RNA from Cloeon dipterum, 895 nucleotides. RefSeq names its product Hyls1 centriolar and ciliogenesis associated (gene Hyls1). The record is from RefSeq and is a predicted model, not a curated record. The transcript is spliced from 6 exons. Gene Ontology annotation, cellular component: non-motile cilium; centriole. Gene Ontology annotation, biological process: cilium assembly. NCBI's taxonomy places the organism in Eukaryota, Metazoa, Arthropoda, Insecta, Ephemeroptera, Baetidae. Bases 152 to 718 code for a protein of 188 amino acids.
UGAUGUGAGCUUUUAAGCGGGAAUUUUAAGAAGUAUUAAGUGCCGAUCCGUUUUUCCAUACGUAUGUUGUACAUAAUAUCCAUUGCACGUUGUUGGGUUUCUUGACUUUGACUGACAGCAAGUGGAUCAAGAUCACAACAUUUCACUAAAAAUGAAUUCUAGACGUUCCACUUAUGAGCAUUAUAAGAUCAAUGACAAACAUCACUUCAAAAUACAUCUAGACCCUGACGACGUUCUACAGAAGCUCAAAAAUAGAGGUUACAACAACGUUUCACCAGAUCAAUUGAAAGAGUUUAUGAAAGAUUUGAAGAAAUUGAUUAAGCAUGAUUUGAGAAAGAAACAUUCAACUUCUGAUUCUACCCACCAAUCAAGGAGCAUAGAGUCGUCAUCUGUUUCAAAAGAUUCAACUGACACUACUCCUUCGAAACGUUCGAGGGGCCCAUUAUGCCAGCUUGACACAGGAAACAGCAUGAUUGAUUAUUGUGGUGGAAGUAGCUCAGGAUCCUCCAGAAGUGAACUCAAGGAAGAAAGUACACACAAGAAGACAAGAGUUCCCAAAAAGACAUUGCCAGAACCACCCAGACACGACCCAGUGGCGCUCUAUCAUUACUACAACAAAUUUUGGAAGCAGUUUAAUAUUCCUAAUGAAAAUAAACCACUCAAUUGGGACGUCCGUGAGCAAACAAAGAGGUCUGCAGGUGACAGGCUGUGUUUUUAAAUGUAUUCAGUACGAAAACUUAAGACGUGGCAUUUAUGUGCUGUGAAAAUUCAAGAAUCCAAACAGUAGUAGAUCUCAUAGAAAUUAUUGGAUGCAAAAUGACCAAGCGAUUGAUGACUUAAGAAAAUGAAUUAUAUAGUUUAUCAAUAAAUGAAUUUACUAAUUUGUAUGACAAAA